AUGGAGGUCGGCCUAGAGGGGAGGGAGCGGAGGGUCAUGCUGGAUGUCGGAGGUCGGCUAUUCCGCACGUCAGCUCGCACCAUGUUCGAUGCGCAGGACCCUCAGUCCCUCUUCCAUCAGAUCGCCAUGGAGGUGAGCAACGCCGAAGCCUUCAUCCUAAAGUUCAUCAGCGAAGGACACGUGCAUGUCGAUGGUUUAGCGCGAGGUAAGGAAGAGAAUUUUGGUUGGCAGAGUUCCAUGAGAGGUGUAGUUCGGCAGGAGGCGGCGACAAGGCUGGCACCGUUGAGUAACAUUGAGAGCUUCUCUUUCGACGUUACAACCUUUUCCAACUCCCUGGUCGAGAUGCAUCUGGGGCGGCAAGCGUAUGUUGCCUGGGAUCUAUUCUUUGAUCGAGAUCCCGCGUGUUUCUCCCGGGUCCUCGACUUCCUCCGCACGGGCAACCUGCUUCAAGCUGAUGGGGUUUACUCGGAGAGGCUCUUUGAGGAGUUUCGCUUCUACAAGUUGAGCCCCAAGCCCGUUGAGCUUGACCACAUCGCGCGCACUCGCUUGCAUGCCAUCUACGGGACGGCACUAGGAGAGCUGCAGGACCUCAUCGUCAAGGAGAUGGUCCGCAUGGCAAGCCAGGGGAGAAGCUGCGUCAAGCUCGGCAUCGUCUCGCGCCCAUACGGCAUCGGCAUCGAACCCUCAAAGAGCAUGUCAGCAUGCGAGCAACUUGUGCGGGUCUUCGAUGUCGGGGACAUCAACGACGACAUGACGCAGGUGAUGUCCAUCUUCGAGUGCCGCGAGGAGGUUCGCUCCUACAUGGCUCGUCAAGGAUUGAGGUGCGAACAUGGUUACUCCCCCGGCAACAUCUACGGCAGUCUGGUGCCGAGCCAUGCGUGGUUCGUGGUUGGGAUCCGGGGAGAAGUGGUGGAGAGGAAGGCGAAGGAGGUAGCCACUACGUCGGAGACUUGGGUCCCAUCGUUUCUUGAGUAA
Molecule: messenger RNA, 975 nt
Organism: Guillardia theta CCMP2712
Lineage: Eukaryota; Cryptophyceae; Pyrenomonadales; Geminigeraceae
Exons: 8
Coding region: 1-975 (324 amino acids)
Biological process (GO): protein homooligomerization
Source: RefSeq, a predicted model, not a curated record